Molecule: messenger RNA, 2606 nt
Organism: Drosophila rhopaloa
Lineage: Eukaryota; Metazoa; Arthropoda; Insecta; Diptera; Drosophilidae
Product: pre-rRNA 2'-O-ribose RNA methyltransferase FTSJ3
Exons: 2
Coding region: 85-2532 (815 amino acids)
Biological process (GO): maturation of 5.8S rRNA from tricistronic rRNA transcript (SSU-rRNA, 5.8S rRNA, LSU-rRNA); maturation of LSU-rRNA from tricistronic rRNA transcript (SSU-rRNA, 5.8S rRNA, LSU-rRNA); rRNA methylation
Cellular component (GO): nucleolus; nucleus; preribosome, large subunit precursor
Molecular function (GO): rRNA (uridine-2'-O-ribose)-methyltransferase activity; rRNA (guanine) methyltransferase activity
Source: RefSeq, a predicted model, not a curated record
CACUGUUGGCAACACGUGCACGAUUUGCUGCAUUUAAUUUGAAUUCGGUUCAAUUUCUCGAGAUUGUAUUGAAUCGGAGGAAAAAUGGGCAAGAAAACCAAAGUUGGAAAAACCAGAAAGGACAAGUUCUACCAGCUAGCGAAGGAAACUGGACUUCGAUCGCGUGCUGCCUUCAAGUUGAUCCAACUAAAUCGAAAAUUUGGUUUCCUUCAGCAGUCGCAAGUAUGUUUGGACCUGUGCGCAGCUCCCGGAGGAUGGAUGCAGGUGGCCAAGCAGAACAUGCCGGUGUCCAGCAUUGUAAUUGGCGUGGAUCUCUUCCCGAUCCGCCCAAUAGCCGGUUGCAUUGGUCUGGUUGAGGACAUAACCACCGAGAAAUGCCGGCAGUCGCUGACUAAGGAGUUGCAAUCGUGGAAGGCCGAUGUUGUGCUCCACGAUGGAGCUCCCAACGUGGGUCGCAACUGGCUCUACGAUGCCUAUCAGCAGAUCUGCCUCACCCUCAACGCCCUCAAGCUGACCACACAGUUUCUGCGCAGCGGCGGUUGGUUCGUAACAAAGGUAUUCCGCUCCAAGGACUACAACGCUCUGCUCUGGGUUUUGAAGCAGCUUUUCAAGAAGGUUCAUGCCACCAAACCAAGCGCCUCGCGUAAGGAAUCCGCCGAGAUAUUUGUGGUCUGCCAGGGGUACAUAGCACCCGACCACAUAGAUCCCCGUCUGCUGGACUCGAAAUAUGUCUUCGAGGAGCUCGACCUCGACGCCAAGAAGAAGAGCAGCCUGCUUCAUCCGGAAAAGCAGAAGCGCAUCAAAGCCGAGGGAUACACAGCUCAGGAUAUUGCUCUCCGCAACGAUCUAGCUGCCACAGAGUUUAUGCAAGCUGAAAAUGCCCUAGCUGCCCUACAAGGCGUGGGAUCAAUUCGCAUCGAUGACAAACGAAUUGCUAAUCACAAAAAAACCACACCAGAAAUCCUGGAGUGCUGUAAAGAUCUUAAGGUCUUGGGCCGCAAAGAUAUUAAAGGACUUGUGCAAUGGUGGAAAGACGUAAGGGAACUUCUUGUGAAAAAGGAAACACCACUGGUCGUCGGGGACCCCAAUGCCGAAGAGGAAAAGGCGAAGCCAUUAACACAAGCGGAAAUAGAGGACAUGGAAGACGCCGAACUUCAAACGCAAAUCGACACAAUUUUGGACGAGGAGAAAAAAGAUCUGAAGCGGAAGCGGAAGAAGACGCUUAAAACAAAAGCGAAAUUGCACGAGAAGAUGAACCUCAACAUGGUAAUCAAGGGAGACGAUGGUCCUGUCGAGGAAAUGGAGCACGAAAUAUUUGAGCUCAAAAAUAUAAACACCUCUGCUGAGCUGGACGGUUUGCUAGAUGUUCAGCCUGAUUUUGCUGUGGACGAAAAUCUUCCCGAGCAACCUAAGCUGUCAAAAUACAAGUAUUAUGACAAGGAUGAACAGAAUGUAAAUGAUGAUUUGAACUAUGGGGACGAGGAUGACGAAGAACAGAGCGAAGCUUCAGAAGACGACACCAACCUGGAUAAACGGGGCCUGGGCCUUAGUGACGACGAUGAAGAGGUUUCAAAAGGCAAAAACAAGAGGAAAAAACGAUCCGAGAAUCCACUCAUUAAAUCAACUGAUUUUCGGGAUAAAAAUACUAAGCGGGAGCAACGUGUUCAGCUUUGGUAUGAAAAAGAUGUCCUCCAAAAUAUAAAGUCAGACGACGAUGAAGAAAACUACGACCUAGAUAAUCUGGCUAAGGAAUACAAGGCCAAGGGUGUGUCAGUGUUGGGUGAGAGCACCCUUACCGCGGAUGACGAACUAAUCCAAGGCAAGAAAGCCAAACGUCGCGCACGCCACGAAGCCACAGCAAAGGAAAGCAGCUCAGAGUCAUCCGACUCCGAAGAUGAAGAUGACAAGCAUGAUAAUGAAGACUCGGUUACAGAAACAAAGGUGAAAAAGGUUCGCUUAUCCGAAAAUGAGAUGGCAUUGGGUGCAUUUUUAACCCGCAACAAGAAAACACGCCGUGACCUCAUCGACGCCGCCUGGAAUAGAUAUGCUUUUAACGAUGAAAAUCUUCCCGUUUGGUUUGUACAAGAUGAGGAUGAGCACAUGACCAAACCACAGCCAGUUCCCAAGGAGCUAACCGCGGAGUACCAACGCAAAUUGCAGGAGGUGAAUGUGCGCCCAAUAAAGAAGGUCAUGGAGGCUAAGGCGCGUAAACAGCGUCGUUCCACAAAACGCUUAGCUAAGGCUAAGAAAAUGGCCGAAAAGAUAAUGGAGAACAGCGAUUCCACCAAUCACGAGAAAUCAAAGCAGCUUAAAAAGGUGUACAAAAAGGCUCAAGAGAAAAAGAAGGAGGUUACAUAUGUAGUCGCUAAAAAGCAAUCAGCCGCUCGGCGAGCCCGUCGCCCAGCAGGUGUGAAAGGUCAGUAUCGUGUCGUUGAUCCACGAGAAAAGAAGGACAAGCGGUCAGUAGUAGCAAAAAAGAAACGCGAGAAGGGCGGAAAGGGCGGAAAAGGCCGGAAAGGAAGCCGCAAAUAAAGCAUAAUAUGUAAAAACAAAUUUUAAUGUAAUAUUUUAUAGUUAUUAAAUAUAUGCGUACAAAUCAUAUUGGA